Ilex paraguariensis (yerba mate) is the source of this 607-nucleotide messenger RNA. The record is from the annotation of a GenBank genome assembly. Lineage: Eukaryota; Viridiplantae; Streptophyta; Magnoliopsida; Aquifoliales; Aquifoliaceae.
AUUUCGAUAAAAUGGUCAUCUGUUACAAUCCAGCGCAUACUAUAAAGUUCCUCUUCUGACUUUUAGGGCUUUCUUAAUCUUGUUUAUCUCCCUCUAUCUCUCUUGGGGUUGGGAUUCUCCGCCGCUCCAUUCCGAUACCAUGUCUUCUUCGAAGACGAUCGUGUUGAAGAGCUCCGACGGCGAGACCUUCGAGGUGGAGGAAGCGGUGGCCGUGGAGUCGCAGACCAUCAAGCACAUGAUCGAGGACGACUGUGCGGACACCAGCAUUCCUCUCCCUAACGUUACCAGCAAGAUCUUGGCCAAGGUUAUCGAGUACUGCAAGAAACACGUCGAAACCCCCAAGUCCGAUGACAAGACCGCCGAUGAUGAUCUCAAGAACUUUGACGCGGAGUUCGUCAAAGUUGACCAGGGCACACUUUUCGAUCUCAUCUUGGCAGCAAACUAUCUCAAUAUUAAGAGCCUGCUAGACCUGACCUGUCAAACAGUGGCUGACAUGAUAAAGGGAAAGACUCCGGAGGAGAUCCGCAAGACCUUUAACAUCAAGAAUGACUUCACUCCAGAGGAAGAAGAGGAGGUUCGCCGGGAAAAUGCCUGGGCAUUUGAGUGA